UUCUCCAUUUUUAGUUCGAAGCCAUUUUUUGCUCUUAGUUUACAUUUUAUACUCGUUUUGAAUUAAUCUCUUGCCUGCCGGUAACUUUAUUACUCGGGUCAUGGCGUCCAGUACCAAUCAAGAAAAAGACGAUUCUCUAAAACUCCGAAUGGUCCCUAGAGGACUGCAAAAGCUAAUAGAACAAUGUCUGAAAAUCUAUCCCGAUCAAACGAAUCCGUUGCAGGUUACAACCGUUCUGAAAUACUGGCUCGGUGGACAAGACCCGCUGGACUACAUCAGUAUGUAUCACAAUGCGGGCGACCAGGACAAGAACAUUCCUCCACAUUGGCAUUACAUUAGUUUCGGACUGUCGGAUUUACACGGUGAUGGAAGGGUUCAUCUGCCGGACACCAUUGGAGGGCUGGAACCUCGAUCUGGAAUGGGUUUUGAGCUGACAUUUCGACUAGUAAAACCUGCAGACAGUACCGAUGAAAAACCACCUACUUGGCCGGCAAAUCUUCUGCAGGCCCUGGCCAAAUACGUCUUCCAAUCGGGUAAUAGACUUUGCUUUGGUGACAACAUCCCUUGGCGUAGAUCUCUGGAUGGCAAAACGUCCAGUGUACAGCACAUGCUGAUCGCGGAAGAUCCUCAGAUGUCUCGUACCGAGACUCCCUUCGGUUGGGUAGACUUUCUGCAAAUAGUCGGCGUAACCAAUGAAGAGUUGGAGCAAGCUUCCCGUUGGAAUGGGAAAGGUAUCCUGAAUCUUCUUCAAAAAGAUCCUACAACCGGAGGACCCUGGCUCAUCACGGACAUGGCUCGAUCAAAAAGCGUGUUCGAACUUUUCCCCGAAACUCUCCGCCAGUUGGAAAUCGACCUCGAGAAAGAAGGCUCCGACCUUGCCGGUGUCAACGCAGAUUUCACCUUCAAAGAACUUCCCAAAAUGAUUAUCAAAAAAGAAAUCCUCGAUCCAGAGGAAGAAAUCACCAAAAGCAUCUCCUCGUGUAACAUCGAGAUCAAGAAAGAGUUCAACGAUGGUCUCGAACAUUCCGGAUCGUCUGAUAUGGUAAACCCAUUCCACCACUCGCAGGUACCGUCGAGAGUUUCGCCCUUAAAUGGCAUCGAACUCACCCUAGCACCCUACGCUGCCAAAUUCCUAGUGCUCGCCAUCAAAGAUCGAAUUCGUAAUGGGCGUCAUUUUACCUUCAAAGCUCAGAACAUGGCCGUUACCUUUGUAGCCGAAUCGGUUACCGGAGCCAUCGUCGAUAAGGAAACGCCUUACGGCGUUUUGGGGUAUUGGGUUCAGAUCUUAAUCCCAAACUCGCUGAUUCCUAGGAUGCUGGAUGCGUUUGGAGACUUAAGCAAAAGUGCGGACAAUUUGAAAAUCCCAUUGACAUACGAGUGGCCGGAGCAUAAUUUGAAAUUCGUCAUCGACAACCCACCUCCGGAGCUACUUAAUCAACAGGGGCCGAUUUUGGCAUGACCUGGUGACUAGGAGAGAUUUUGGACCGUUCGUAGUUGUGUCAUGGGGCUCACAAUCGUCGAAUUCGUCACAUAUUGAACAUUUCUUCCAUUUUGAUAGUAUUGUCAUAGGCUAACUUCAUAACACUUAGUUUUAUUGUAGAAGGAAUCUCAAGUGCCUCAAAUUCUCUUUAAUAAAAAUAUACAUACGCCGACGCGUAAUUA
Molecule: messenger RNA, 1662 nt
Organism: Ochlerotatus camptorhynchus
Lineage: Eukaryota; Metazoa; Arthropoda; Insecta; Diptera; Culicidae
Gene: Su(fu)
Product: suppressor of fused
Exons: 2
Coding region: 101-1459 (452 amino acids)
Cellular component (GO): cytoplasm; nucleus
Molecular function (GO): transcription factor binding
Source: RefSeq, a predicted model, not a curated record